UUUUUCGGUAAAAGAAAUAUACUUAAUUAUUCACGACUGUGAUCGAGGACUUUUAUUCUUUAUUCUCAAGUGUACUUCGUAAGAUAUUAUUUUAUUCAUGAUUUUAUUUUCAUAGAGCUACAUGUCAUAGUAAUAUGAGACUUAUAUCUAACGAUUGCAUUUUUCUCUACUUGAUAUAUGACAAAAUUAUCUGAGGAACACAGUUGUACAAUUUGAAUAAUAAAAAUCUUGAUUCACAAAGGGAGGCAGAGAAUAUCUUCGUCAGAAAAUUGCGUGGCUAUAGACAUUCGAUAACAUCGUCAGUCUCUUCAAAGCUUUUAUUGCGAGCUAUACCACUGUAGAAACGAUUUUGACGUUACUGUAAUCAAAGAUAUUUUGUCGAGUGAUAAUUUUUCGAUAGCUAAGUAUUUUAAUUGCUAGUUUACAUAACGUAGUGUAUAUAAUUUAUCUGUAAAUUAAUUUACGAUAAAUAAUUAUGUAAUAUGCUUAUCUGCGACAUUGUCUUCGAAAUAAAUGGAAAGAGAUAUAUGUUGAACGUAUCUUUCGUCACAUACGGGAAAUAGACGGAGAAAGUUACAAUGCGCGUGUUAGAUUUUACACUUAAAAUUUUAACAUUCUGUGGUUGCUGGGUACCGGAUUCCUGGACGUCAUCAUAUAAACGCGUAAUCUACCAUGUACAUACAUUUUUCGUGCUUGUGUUAGUAAACACAUUUACCUUAUCACAAUUACUGGAUAUUAUUCUUACCGUGGACAAUGCAGACGACUUCACCGAUAAUUUUUACAUGUUACUUACAACGACCGUCGUUUGUUGUAAAAUGUUUAGUAUGUUGGUAAAUCGCAAAAAUAUUGCAAUGUUAACCAAUAUUCUUACGGAGAAACCAUGUAGACCAUUGGAAUCAAAAGAAAUGGAAAUUUAUUACAAAUUUGAUAAGGGCAUGCAAGCAACCACGAUACAUUAUGCAAUUCUGGUUGAGACGACUUGCGUGUGCAUUACGUUAACGUCGUUACUCACGGACUUCAGAAGACGGACAUUGACAUUCAGAGCCUGGUUACCGUAUGAUUAUUCAUCGCCAGUUUUAUUUUACAUCACGUAUGCUCACCAACUGAUAAGUUUGAUAAUCGGAUCCGUCCUUCAAGUUGCUUGCGACGGCCUGAUUUGUGGACUAUUGGUGCACAUUUGCUGCCAAAUUGAAAUACUGGAAUCUCGUUUGAGAAGAAUAGCACAUGAGCCUGAUAUUCUUCAUGAAUGCAUUCUGCAACACAAUCGUAUUUUUGACUUUGCUCUUACGGUUAAUGAAAAGUUCAGGUUUACUAUUGCUAUUCAAUUUAUGGCGAGCACAUUGGUGGUGUGUUUCAAUUUAUAUCAAUUGACUAGGUCGACCACGACUAAU
Molecule: messenger RNA, 1391 nt
Organism: Temnothorax curvispinosus
Lineage: Eukaryota; Metazoa; Arthropoda; Insecta; Hymenoptera; Formicidae
Product: odorant receptor Or1-like
Exons: 3
Biological process (GO): sensory perception of smell; detection of chemical stimulus involved in sensory perception of smell
Cellular component (GO): plasma membrane
Molecular function (GO): olfactory receptor activity; odorant binding
Source: RefSeq, a predicted model, not a curated record